Molecule: messenger RNA, 5153 nt
Organism: Xiphias gladius (swordfish)
Lineage: Eukaryota; Metazoa; Chordata; Actinopteri; Istiophoriformes; Xiphiidae
Product: SEC14-like protein 1
Exons: 17
Coding region: 422-2635 (737 amino acids)
Biological process (GO): negative regulation of RIG-I signaling pathway
Cellular component (GO): cytoplasm; cytosol
Molecular function (GO): RIG-I binding
Source: RefSeq, a predicted model, not a curated record
ACACGGGGAGGAGCGACGGCAUCACAGGCAUGAACGAGAGAGGUGGAUACAGGAGGGAUACAGUCCUCCUCUGUCGACACUCCAUCGGUUUUAUGGGUGAUUAAACGGUGGGCUGUUUCGGAUACUCGAUUUAUGGUUCUUACCAUGCCCGUCAGCGUUUGGCUGUGAGACUUGUCCGACGGUUAGCUUGUUAGCUGCUUACUCCGGCUACAUGGCCAGCUAGCACAAUAAAGCUAACUAUUGUUAGCUGCUGGCUUCAGCUCAACACCCGGACCCGGCGAAGUGAAGAGCCGAGGAGGGGAAUGGCAAGACUUCACUCGGAUAGCCAUUUCAGAAGACACAACGAAUAACCAGACGAAACAAGUCCAGAUUUCUUUAGUUCUUUGAGUCACCGGUUGUUGGUGUUACUGUAAUCCCCAUCAUGGUGCAGAAGUACCAGUCACCUGUGCGGGUGUACAAGCAUCCCUUUGAGCUGGUGAUGGCGGCCUAUGAGCGCAGAUUCCCCACCUGUCACCUCAUCCCCAUGUUUGUAGCGAGUGACGUCAUGGAUGAGGAGACCAGCGAAGACGGAUCCACCCACAGGAUUGAGCGUCGCUGUGCCCUGGAUGUGGACGCACCACGCCUGCUCAAAAGGAUUGCUGGUGUGGACUACGUCUAUUUCAUCCAGAAAAACACAUUGAACCGAAAGGAGAGGACACUGCACAUUGAGUCCCAUAAUGAGACCUUCUCCAACAGGGUCAUCAUCCAUGAGACCUGCUGCUAUUCGGUUCACUCGGAAAAUGAGGACUGGACGUGCUUUGAGCAGAGUGCCAGCCUGGACAUCAAGUCCUUCUUCGGCUUCGAGAGCACAGUGGAAAAGAUUGCUAUGAAACAGUAUGCCAGCAGUAUCAACAAGGGAAAAGAAAUCAUUGAAUACUACCUGAAGGAGCUACAGGACGAGGGGCUCACCCAUGUACCACGCUGGACUCCCUCCUCCCUUUCUCUGCCUUCCCCCAGGCCAACCAGCCUCUCCACCAGCCCACCUGACCUCCCCAAGCCUGCGGUCACACCCACCGUUUCUAUUCCUCUGCCCGCCAACGCCAAGGACAGCACCUCUCAGGAUUCCAAGCAGGACAGCAGCGUGCUUCAGGCAGACAGCCUAACUGAGAUCCUGGCUGGUACACCUGAAGACAAGCUGGAUGCAGACUACAUCAAACGUUACCUAGGUGACCUGACCCCCCUGCAGGAGAGCUGUCUGAUCAGACUUCGCAAAUGGCUGCAGGAGACGCACAAGGGAAAGAUCCCUAAAGACGAGCACAUCCUGCGUUUCUUGCGGGCGAGGGACUUCAACAUAGACAAGGCUCGUGAGAUCUUGUGUCAGUCGCUGACCUGGAGGAAGCAGCACCAGGUGGACUACCUGCUGGAGACCUGGAGUUCACCACAGGUCCUCCAGGACUACUACACCGGGGGCUGGCACCACCAUGACAAAGAUGGUCGUCCGUUGUACAUCCUGAGGCUGGGCCAGAUGGACACUAAAGGGCUGGUCCGCGCCCUCGGAGAGGAGUCUCUGCUCAGACAUGUGCUGUCUAUCAAUGAGGAGGGUCUGAGACGCUGCGAGGAGAACACCAAGGUGUUUGGUCGACCCAUCAGCUGUUGGACAUGUCUGGUCGAUCUAGAGGGACUGAACAUGCGUCACCUGUGGCGACCAGGAGUCAAGGCGCUGCUGAGGAUCAUCGAGGUCGUGGAGGCCAACUACCCAGAGACUCUGGGACGGCUGCUUAUCCUGAGAGCCCCCAGAGUCUUCCCUGUCCUCUGGACACUGGUGAGUCCAUUCAUUGAUGAAAACACUCGCAAGAAGUUCCUCAUCUAUGCAGGCAACGACUACCAGGGUCCUGGAGGUCUUUUAGACUACAUCGACAAGGAGAUCAUCCCUGACUUCCUCGGAGGAGAGUGUAUGUGUGAGGUACCAGAAGGCGGCCUGGUUCCGAAGUCCAUGUACCGCACAGCUGAGGAGCUUGAGAACGAGGAUGUCCGCCUGUGGACAGAGACAAUCUACCAAAGCGCCAGCAUCUUCAAGGGAGCUCCACACGAGCUGCUGAUAGAAAUCAUCGACGCCUCCUCAGUCAUCACCUGGGACUUUGACGUGUGCAAAGGCGAUGUUGUUUUCAAUAUCUACCACUCCAAGCGGGCCCCCCAGCCGCCACGCAAAGACCCCCUGGGAGCCCAUGGCAUCACCUCUCCGGGUGGCAACAACGUCCAGCUUAUCGACAAGUCAUGGACGCUGGGGCAAGAUUACAGCAUGGUCGAGUCCCCACUCACCUGCAAGGAAGGAGAGAGUGUGCAGGGCUCUCAUAUAACACGAUGGCCAGGUUUCUACAUCCUCCAGUGGAAGUUCCACAACAUGCCAGCCUGCUCAGCCACCAACAUGCCCCGAGUGGACGACGUGCUGGCCACCCUGCAGGUCUCCUCGCACAAGUGUAAAGUCAUGUAUUACACCGAAGUGUUGGGCUCUGAGGACUUCAGAACCGCUUGCUGUGAUGUGCAGAGUUUGGGUUCGAUGACCAGCCUGGAGUCAAGCCACAGCGGCUUCUCUCAGCUCAGCGCCGCCACCACCUCCUCGAGCCAAUCGCAGUCCAGCUCGAUGAUCUCCAGGUAGAAAAUGGAUGCAGAGGACAUCAAAUACCCCAGACCCCCCCAAAAAUGUCCACUGCCCUUACCAUCAACACCGAAGCCAACUCUUCUCCUGCCCCUCCUCCUCUUCCUUCUCUUUGGACUCUGUUCCUAUUGCACAGCCAGUCUCUAUGGAACUGAAGCAUGCUUGCACAAACAGAAGACAAAGACUUAAAAAAUCUGAGGCAAAAAGAAAAAAACAGAGACUGAGUACAAUUUAAAGGGCUGAUUUUUGCACAAAGGUCAUAUAUUUCUCAUGCCGGGCAUCUCUGCUAGUUAGCAGUUUGAAUCACAACAUUAAUGGAAUGUUUGUUUGCGUCAUUUCUCGUGCAGGGUGGAAAGGUUAAAGGUCAAGAGUUGAGUUUAGGUGCCUUUGUGGCACUGGAAGCUGAAAGAAGCAAUAUUCUUAACCUGGGAGCGACGGGACUGGAUGACGACACUGGAGGCGCUGUUACAUAUAUGCAUUUACAUAUACAUCCACAUAAACAGUAAUCAGAAGACGCAUACCUCAUUCAUGUGCGUUGGCUGAAGAGACUGGAUCUGCUGUUACAUACAAAAAACACCACCAACACAUAAACAUACACACACACGUUUGAUGACUUGCAAAAAUUUACAGUGUUUGCCAUAUUGUAACCAGAGGGGUUUGUUCGAUCUGGUGAACUGUUUAUAGGUCAAAUGUGGGUGGGGUAAACUCUUAACUAGACCUGGGUCGAAUAUCACCUGCAAAUAAUGUUUUGUUUUGUUUGUUUUUUUUCAAACUGUACGGCGUUAACGGAGUGGGUGGAGCUCACUGAAUCAUGACAACACAGAUGGUGACAGCAAAGUUACCAGUUGACAGGAAAAUUGAGAUGCUUUCCUGUGGCUGUGUGAGCUUUCUGGCAUUAAUUUUGUUGACUUAUGUGGCGAAGCCCAGCCAUGUGUCCCACAAGGGCUUUAUCACACCCUGAAAAGCAUUUGACUAUUUGACCCGGGUCUGACUCUUAGCGAAGUAAUCCGCUAGAAGCAAUAACACAAGUUUGACUUUCUACUGUGUGAAAUAUUUUUAUUUAUCUUUAAGAUGUAUGUUGAGGAUCAUGGGUGCUGAUUGCAGAUGACCUUUUUAUUGUGUACAGGCAGACAGACAGGCAAACUGAGCCAGUAAAACGCAGAACUCUGUGGCAUUAACAUUAUCAUCAACAUAUUACAGUCUGUGUUACCGUUAUUUCAGGAGAGAAACAAAAAUAACUUACCAGAUUUUUCUCCUGGACAUGGUUUAUUAUCCUCAUACAUUGAAAAAUUCAGUAGUCAUUACCUGGAAUGACCACAGGAGUUUGCUUUAUGUCCGGCGUCUGCACAAUUUAGGGAACUCAAGUCAAAAUCAAGUCGUCAAGGAGAUGCCUUGUCACUGAUUUGUGAAUGUGCUACUGAUUGGUUAGCACUUGCUAACCAAUGAAAUGCCUGAAUUUGGAGGUUUGUGGUGGAAUUGGGCAGUACUGCCAUCAUUCUCUACUUGUUUUUCAGAGUGAUGUAGAUUUCAGUGUGCAUUAGGGAUGAAUGUUGCUUUCUGAUUAUCAUUUGAUGGUGCGCCAGUAGACAACAUAUUGAAACUGUACAUGUGCUAGUGUUGGGUGGAGUUUGUUACGGUUUUUCAGAGGUGAACGCUUGAUAUGGGGGGGGGGGAUCAGUGUGGUGUGUUACUGCAUGCUCACGUGGUGAUUGGGUUUACAGAUCUAUUUAAAAAUUAAGAAAGCCAUUCUAAGAGCCAUGUGUCAAUAAAUACCAUUUUAGCCUUUGUAAGCAUCACUUAUAAACGUACCUGAUUUUUUUUUUUUUCUUCCCCCCAAGGUCACCACUGUAAUAGAUGAGCGAUUGUGAAUUGAAAUAACAUUUCUAAAUGCAACACAUCCAUGCAACAGUUUUUUAAUACAGUUUAUUUGGUUAAUAAGCAUUGAUGACUUCACAUAGAUCUGACCGCCUGUAGAGGGCAGUAAUGAUCACCAUUGCCAAGGGUCAUCAAGUGCUGUUGCCAUGGUAACCGAGUGCAGCUGACAGCAAAAACAAACAAACAAAAAAACAGAUAAAGACGGAGGCUUUCUCCUGAAAAUGCUGGCCUUGCCUGUUUUUUUUUGAUACAUGAAACUGCUAGUUUUUAACUGUAAAUGAAAGGUCAAGGGUUAACAUGUGGUAACUAUAUGUCAUUAACUGCAAUAACAUGAAAUGCUUUACUGAGAAAAAGGACCACCUCAGAUUGAGGGCUAUAAGUUGCGUAUGAUGGUGUAAAAGGAUGAAUGUUAGAAACAAUGGCAUAAAAGAUAUGCCUUUAAAAUAUGUAUAAACACUCUCUGAUCCUUAGGGCAGGUGUGUUUCUCUACUCGGUCUCUUCUCACUCUCUGAAGCAUGUCCACAACCACAGAACUAACUUUCCUUCACCAGGUUAUUUCUUCAGGAGACUGGAUUUCCACUUCUUCAAUGGUUCCACUGAUGAAACAACAAGCAGCAUCAGUUCGGACCUAACUAUUCUUAUA